CAGAAUGUUGCGAGCGGUGUGCGCUUACCCUGGCCUUUUUCCAGGAACUUUAAGGUUCUCUCAGAAUGAAAUUUUCUUAGAUAUUCGUGAAGAAAUUCAGAAUUGGCGUUUGGUUUGUAAGACAGAUGGAACUUUAGGUUGCGUUCCAUCAAAUUUUGUCGAAAAAUACGAGACUGGGGAUGAAGACAUCAAAGUUGAGUGUGCUAAAAAAGCAUUAGUCAACUUGGCUGAUAAAACGGUAGAAAAUGUUUGGGGGAAGGAGGAUUUGCUUGAACGUUUGUUGCAGAUAAUCGGA
Trichobilharzia szidati is the source of this 295-nucleotide messenger RNA. NCBI's taxonomy places the organism in Eukaryota, Metazoa, Platyhelminthes, Trematoda, Strigeidida, Schistosomatidae. The record is from the annotation of a GenBank genome assembly.